Molecule: messenger RNA, 1268 nt
Organism: Penicillium samsonianum
Lineage: Eukaryota; Fungi; Ascomycota; Eurotiomycetes; Eurotiales; Aspergillaceae
Product: phosphoribosylglycinamide formyltransferase
Exons: 2
Coding region: 142-813 (223 amino acids)
Biological process (GO): 'de novo' IMP biosynthetic process
Cellular component (GO): cytoplasm
Molecular function (GO): phosphoribosylglycinamide formyltransferase activity
Source: RefSeq, a predicted model, not a curated record
GUGGAAUCUACGGUCUCAUUAUCAACGGCAGUACUCAAUUGACCUCACCGCAGCCGAGAAAGGUUUCAACCGUACACUCUACCUACCCUUUCAACCCCCGAAGUCUGCAAUUUCACCAAAACCCCCACCAUACAAUCCACCAUGACCUCCCCGGUUCGCAUCACAGUCCUCAUAUCCGGCAAUGGUUCAAACCUGCAAGCCGUAAUCGAUAAAGUGGCCGCAGGCCAGUUAAACGCAACAAUCGUCCGCGUAAUCUCCAACCGCAAAACCGCAUUUGGCCUCGAACGCGCAAGCAAGGCCAACAUCCCAACCGAAUACCACAACCUUGUCAAGUACAAGAAGCAGCACCCCGCGACGCCGGAAGGUGUUCAGCUUGCGCGCGAGGAAUACGAUGCUGAGCUCGCGAGGCUGAUCCUUGCCGACGCGCCGGAGCUAGUCGUGUGUCUCGGCUUCAUGCACAUUCUCUCGCCACAGUUCUUGGAGCCUCUGGAGGCUGCUAAGACGAGGAUUAUUAACUUGCACCCCGCGAUGCCGGGGGCAUUCAAUGGCGUUAAUGCGAUUGACCGUGCUCAUGCUGCGUGGUUGGAAGGCAAGAUUGACAAGACCGGCGUUAUGAUGCACGAUGUCAUUUCUGAGGUGGAUAUGGGCACACCAAUUCUGGUGCGGGAGAUCCCUUUCCGGAAGGGCCAGGACGAGAACCUCGAGACCUUUGAAACUCGGGUCCAUGAAAUCGAGUGGGAAGUCGUCGUUGAAGGAGUGGAUAAAGUGGUGAAGGAAUUGAUGGCCCAGAAACAAAAAGGCUCAAGUGCAUGAAUACCCAUUUGUCUUAGAUGACAUUACUCCGCAUAGUUGACGAAGGACCGCCGCGCUUCUCGAUCUGCGUUUCGUUUGGCCAAUGAUCGACCCAAGGCUACAAAUCCCGAAUGAUGCCAUCGUCGGAGCUGUUGACGAUUUAUGACUAUAUACUCCGUAUAAAACAAAAAGACAUAUAUGAUCAUAUUCCGUGCUGGUGUAUAAGUGCCAAUUUCGAGAUCAGAGCCGUGGCCGGCGUGGAUUGAGACCAGACCAAACCUUUUGCCAGAGGCAAGCCAAGAAUGUGCCUAAAGUGGCAUGAAGCUAUCCAUGGAUUGGGAAGGCGUGACUUCUCCACCCACGAGUAUAAACCCUCCCUCAAUUUUCUCUUCUUCAAAAAGCUCGCCCAGCAAGCAAAAAAGGCCAGAGAAAUCCAUCAAGUUUCGAAAUUGGCCGCAACUACCGCAGAAGAAAAC